AUGAGUGACGAAGAAGAUAAAGAGCCACAGCCAUCCGAUUUUAAAAUAUUCGUUAACAAUCGUGAUUCGUAUGUUGGAUCUGCUGUAACUGCCUAUUUAACAAAGAAAGGCUUCGUAGUCUACGGAAAUGGCAAAAAUGAGAAUCUCGUUAACAUUAAGGAUUUAAAUGUUGAUGAUAAGGAGCAGGUUAAAACAAUACUCAGCGAAAAUAUGUUAGUCUUCGAUAUGACUGAAGAAACAGAAUCAACAAAAUUCGCUCUUGAUUUUAUCGCAAAUGCUACAUUAAACAGAGAAAUAAAUCUCGUUAUUUUCUCACCACUCCUUUGCUGGGGAGGCAGAUCUCUUAAGAAUCCAGAAGAGGAAGAAGAGAAGAAAGAAGAUGAACCAGAGGAUAAGCCUGAGGAAACAGAAGAAAAGCACGAAGAGGAAGAAGAAACAGAAAAAGAACCAUUCACACCAGUGAAUGAGGAAGAUUACCUUAAAAGAAUUCCACAUGAACUUGUCAAGGAGCAAUACAUUCUUGAAUCACGUGCAAUUCAGCUCGGUCAUGAACUUGAACGUCUUAAAGUUACAAUUUUCGGUGUUGGUCUUCUCUACGGCCGCGGAGAAAAUAUAUUAAAUCCAUUCUUCCGCGCAUUAUGGGAAGGAAAGAUGAAUGAGUUCCCUGUUACAAAGAGCCAUAUCUCUUGCAUCCAUGUAAUGAAUCUUGGCGUAGCUAUUUCGAAAUUAUUACUUGAGCCACCUGAGGAAGAUUCAGAUGAUCCAAAGGCCAAGCUAUUACCUAAAUACCACAUCCUUGGUGAAGAAAACUGCCCAACAUUCAAGGCAAUCGGUAAAGCCUUUUCAAAAGUUCUUGCAAAUGGAAAAGUUCGUGAAUUCAAUGAGGACAUCCCUGAGCUUCACAAAGGUAUUCUCAAUACAGAACUUGCAGCAGAAAGUACUUUCCUUGGCGAAUCCGAAGAUAUCGUUUGCCAAGCAGGUAUUAUUGAAAGUGCUGCUAAAGUUGUUGAUGAAUUCCGAUCCAAAUACGGUCUUACUCCAUUAAAAGUCCUCGUUAUUGGUCCUCCAGGUUCAGGAUAUCCAGAAGUUUGCCACAAGAUCUCAGAAAGGAUGAAAUUACCAUUUAUUGAUCCUCUUGAGCUUGUUGGAGCAGCUACCAAAGAGCAGGGCGAAUUUGGUGACGAAAUCAGAGGAAUGAUGGAAGAAAACGAAGGAGCGAUCAAUGACGAGAUCAUUUGCAAAGUUGCCCACAGGAGAAUGGCUGCACGCGAUUGCAGGAACUACGGAUGGGCAAUCAGUGGUUUUGCAGACACAUUUGCAAAAGCCGGAGAAAUUUUCGACCACGGUGAAGAAGAAGAAGCAAGUCCACACUUCGAGCACAUUCCUACCCAUGUUGUCGUAUUAACAGCCGACGACAAAGUCCUUGAAAAGCACCAGGCAGUGAACAGUGAUGAUUCAGAAUCAUUCAAGAAAGCUCUUAGGAAAUACAGGAAGGCAAAUGAAGCCGAAGAAGAUGUCUUCAAGUUCUUCGAUGACAGAUCUAUCUCCAGUAUCAUUGUCCCUGCUUUCCAUCCAAAUAAUCUCGAUGAAAUCUUCAAGUUCCUCGGUGAACCUCAUUUCUUUGGUCGGCCACAGGAAGAAAUUGACGCCGAAAUUGCUGAAGCAGAGAGGAUUGAGAAGGAAAAGAAGGAAGUCGAGGCGAAGGCCAAAGAAGAGCAGUUAGUCUCUGAAGAAAGGAACUGGGAGAAUGGUGAGGCUAUCCAUGACAUCGCAGUCAAGAGAAUGGAAGAAGAAGAUAAUAAAUUUUUAGGUGAAAAAUCAGCUCUUCUUCAGAAAUAUUUGGAUGAUGAAGUUAUGCAGCACGUCUUGGCUGGUAUUGUUCAGGUUUGCAAGGAUAUGCCAGAAGAUCCUGUAGAUGCCCUCGCUGAGUUCUUAUUCGCUGAAAACAGAAGAAUGAAACAUUGA
Molecule: messenger RNA, 1965 nt
Organism: Trichomonas vaginalis G3
Lineage: Eukaryota; Parabasalia; Trichomonadida; Trichomonadidae
Product: adenylate kinase protein
Exons: 1
Coding region: 1-1965 (654 amino acids)
Biological process (GO): nucleoside triphosphate biosynthetic process
Cellular component (GO): cytoplasm
Molecular function (GO): ATP binding; nucleoside diphosphate kinase activity; AMP kinase activity
Source: RefSeq, a predicted model, not a curated record